Messenger RNA from Boeremia exigua, 2016 nucleotides. RefSeq lists its product as uncharacterized. The record is from RefSeq and is a predicted model, not a curated record. Lineage: Eukaryota; Fungi; Ascomycota; Dothideomycetes; Pleosporales; Didymellaceae. The coding region runs from base 1 to 2016 and encodes 671 amino acids. The transcript has a single exon.
AUGACAGAACGCCUCAUCGCUCACAGGGCGACGCAAUCUGCGAAGUGGAAGGUGCACUGGCGAACGCCUUCAGUUAUCGUGUUUUCUUUCAUUUUUGGUGUCCUGCUCGCGCUUGCACAGCACUUCUGGUAUAAGUUCCUGCAUCACCGACCUACGUACGACGAGGAUGAGAAGUUCCGCUGGGUGUUGUACGGACGCGCAUUGGCAUAUCUGUCAAAAGUAGCCUUUGGAGGGUGUUGCAUUAUCGUCUUUCGUCAACGCAUCUGGAGGACAUUCCGGCAACGGGCACUAUCCGUGUUGUCUAUCGAUCAGCUUUUCGGUGCCUCGGACGACCCCUCUCUCUUCAUCAACUGGGAGACCAUCUCGAAUGCCCCGGUCGCUGUUGCGAUUGCUAUUGUAUUCUGGUUGAUACCGCUUGCAACCAUAAUCUUUUCGCCUGGUGCGCUGACCUUUGGUGAUUACCUGGAGACUAAGUCUAUCAACCGUAGUGUUCCUCACAUCAACUUUACGCAGGAGGCAACGAAGGAUUGGCGUUACCCGGUAGCCUAUAAGCCUCCUGAGGAUGACCUCCUUACGCCAGGCGGAAACAAAAGAUCACUGAUGUAUUACAAUACCACCGACAAGUCUGCCACAACCCCCGACUGGUUUGACUACUACGACCAACCCUCUGCCGAGCUCAAAAGAGUGGCACUUUUGUUCAGCUACAACCUCAUGAAUCAUUCCACGCAUAGACUAAAUGCACGGCAUUUUGUUUGCGGAAAGGCUGACGGAGGGGCACCAUUUAAUUGCACCUAUAUGCAGAUAUUUGUUGCUCCAGCUUACAAGUGCGAUUUGGUAGCCGAUGGCAUUGGCGAUGACAGCCGACUGGCUGAACUCGGGGCUCCUUUCAACACAUCGGCAUUACUGCCCGUGGGUCGUAACGCAUAUCAGGCCGAAGUGCAGCUCGGCGAUUACAAGCAACCUCAGAUGGCGAAUUUCCAAAAAGGCACAGGAGGCAUCCCUAUGGGGGAGAUCCCAGCCGACCUGGGAGUUUUCAAGGCGGAACCUGUCCUCUGGAUUGGAUGGUCGACUAAUUCGACAGUACCAUUAGCAUCCGACUCACCUCACCGACAGAACUGGACUCAUCGCUUCGAUCCUCACAUCACCCGAUGUGUCAUGAACGAAGCCAAGUACACGGUCAUGUGGAACUUUACUGGGCCUUAUUUCAUGGCGAUGUCGAAGAUGGAAUUCCUGGGUCCUAUCAUAGACACCAAUUUCACGCGCAAUGGGGACGGGACACUCAACUACACGAUGGAUCCAGUCCCAGCCGAGAACUUCGUCAGGCCGCUCCCAGACGUUGGUCUGUACAAAAAGAUUGCAGCCUACCAUGCCAUGGGAGAUGUGCUCCGUCAGUUCCUUCGCGGUAGUAUCGAGUUGGAACCUCCGCUACCAGGCCCUCCAUAUGCAGUAGUCUCCUCGGAUGUGACCAAGACACGCUUAGUCGGCGUCGACAGUCUGCCGAAGAAGAACUUUGGCAAGGUACUGGAGACAUUCUUUGCCGAUCUGGUGCUUUCGCUAUACUCGACCCCCGAGAUGCUGGUUGUCGACGUCCAAGAAGUGCAGAUGACGCGCACAAGGUGGCAAUCGUCGUUUGUCUAUGUGCCGGUGCGGUUGUGGACGUGCUAUGCUCCUGUCAUCUUCGUGACAUUCAUCAUUCUUCUGUUCGGCAUGUUCACAAUCUGGCAGGACGGCACAACAUUCUCGACUGGGUUCUCUCGCAUCUUGGUCACCACACGGAACACGACCCUGGAUGACAUCAGCCGCGGUGCUUGCUUGGGCAACGAUCCGUUCCCGAUGGAGCUCAUGCACACGCGGUUGAAGUUUGGAGUGCUGAAUGAGGGGAGCGAGAACGAGUUCAUGGGUACCGAUGGCUUCCAGCAUUGCGCUUUUGGAGUCGAGUCGGAGAUUGCACCGAUCAAACGGGGCGUGCCGUACGCUGGUCUCCGGCGGCGGAAGCAAGUUCUCAAUGUAAUCUGA